AUGGCGGAACUUGCGGGUACCGCCGUCGGCAUCAUAUCGUUGGGCUUACAGGUAUGCCAGGGAAUCGUCUCGUACAGUCAGGCAUGGCGGGGCUUCGACGAGGAUAUUCAAAAUACGAGGAACAAAGCGAAAGCCCUUCACAUGCUACUAAAGACGUUACGUGAAACGAUAGAGGAAUUACACCACACACGACCGGAAGUUGCUAGCGACCUCGAGGGCAAAGCUAUGAGCAUGCAUAGUUCGAUUGAAAAACUUAGGAAAAUUGUAGACCGGUUCAAGCCUGCUCGGUCAGAGGCUUUCCCAGAGAAAGUUCGCGCUCAGCUGAAGAAAAGCGUGUAUUACUUCCAGAAAGACACCUUGAAAGAUAUACAGAAUCAUUUGGAUCAGAUUCAAAACGUUCUGCAAACAUCACUACUGAUGUGGGUAUAG
Messenger RNA from Penicillium samsonianum, 429 nucleotides. RefSeq lists its product as uncharacterized. The coding region runs from base 1 to 429 and encodes 142 amino acids. The record is from RefSeq and is a predicted model, not a curated record. Lineage: Eukaryota; Fungi; Ascomycota; Eurotiomycetes; Eurotiales; Aspergillaceae. The transcript has a single exon.